This is a messenger RNA of Xenopus laevis (African clawed frog), 2026 nucleotides long. RefSeq names its product annexin A5 S homeolog (gene anxa5.S). Gene Ontology annotation, cellular component: vesicle membrane; plasma membrane; cytoplasm. Lineage: Eukaryota; Metazoa; Chordata; Amphibia; Anura; Pipidae. Gene Ontology annotation, molecular function: calcium ion binding; calcium-dependent phospholipid binding; phosphatidylserine binding. Gene Ontology annotation, biological process: negative regulation of coagulation. The record is from RefSeq and is a predicted model, not a curated record. The coding region runs from base 463 to 1434 and encodes 323 amino acids. The transcript is spliced from 16 exons.
UGUGGGCUGUUUUACUUUACCUAAUAUAAAAUAAUAAAACAAAUUCCUUGCAUCUAUUUUAGAGACUUUGUGAAGGUUCAGCAUUGAAACAAAAAGAGUGAACAGUAUUACAGCUGAAGAAUUCCUUGCCCAGGUGAUAUUGUCCAAAUCAAAAGAACAGAUUUAAUACACCAUGAGACAACUUCAUAUGGGAAUACUGGAAAAUGAAGCUAAUCAUCAAAUCUUCCAGAGCUACAAUCUAAAAUUAGCUUUAAUAUACUUUUUUUUUAACCCCCCUUCAAAGCCGAUGCAGUCUGAUGGCUGACACCACUUAGGAAUAAGAAAUGCUGGUGGAGGGGAAAAAAAUUUGAGUAGAGGUAAAAAUAACAGCCCACUGGCAACGUGCUCUCUGGAAUCCGAGGAGACAGGCAGCAUCUCUUGCCCAGCAGCUUCUCCCUCAGCACUUACCUCAUCAACACUAAAAUGGCUUUUAAAUCAAAGUCCAGAGGGACAAUAAAGGAUUUCCCAGGAUUUAAGGCAAAUGAUGAUGCUGAAACUCUUCGCAAGGCAAUGAAGGGAUUGGGUACUGAUGAAGAAUCCAUCAUUAAGAUACUUAUAUCUAGAAGCAAUGCCCAACGUCAGGAAGUUGCUGUUGCCUUCAAAACCUUGUUCGGCAGGGAUCUUGUUGAUGAUCUGAAAUCAGAGCUGUCUGGUAAAUUCGAGAAACUGAUUGUGGCUCUGAUGAUCCCAGAUGCUUUGUAUGAUGCCUACGAACUCCGACAUGCAAUGAAGGGAGCGGGAACCUGUGAGAAUGUGCUCAUAGAAAUCCUUGCCUCUCGUACUACAGGUGAAGUGAAACACAUCAAACAGGUUUACCAACAAGAAUAUGGACGUGAAUUGGAAGACAGCAUCACUGGAGACACAUCUGGAUACUUCCAGAGGAUGUUGGUUGUCCUUGUACAGGCCAACAGGGAUCCUGACUCUAAAGUGAAUGAUUCUCUCGUGGAACAAGAUGCGCAGGAUUUGUUCAAAGCUGGAGAACUUAAGUGGGGCACAGAUGAAGAAAAGUUUAUUACUAUUUUGGGAACCCGCAGCAUUUCUCAUUUGAGGAAAGUGUUUGAUAAGUACAUGACUAUCUCUGGUUACCAAAUAGAAGAAAGCAUUGGCCGGGAGACAUCUGGCCACCUGGAGAAGCUGCUUCUUGCAGUCGUGAAGAGCGUUAGAAGCAUUCCCGAAUACCUUGCUGAGACUCUCUAUCAUGCCAUGAAGGGUGCUGGCACUGACGACUGUACCCUAAUUAGGGUUAUGGUUUCUAGGAGUGAGGUUGAUCUGCUUGAUAUCAGGGAGAAAUUCCGUAAGAACUGGGGCAAAUCCCUGCACGCAAUGAUUAAGGGUGACACAUCUGGAGACUACAGGAAUGCGCUCCUUCUAAUCUGUGGUGGGGACGAUGACUAGUUCAUCUGACUCUUACAGGAUGGAAAGCAGCUUUGGCCAGUGCUUUUGCCACUAUUACCGUUACUAUUGUUUCAUUAGUUAUGUUAUUCAUCCCAUUACCAAACAUGUGAGACUGUUAAGGUCCCCAUAGACGCGACGAUUCUUCUUGCCGAACGACCGAUUUUAGGGAAGUCCGACCAAUCCUUCGAAAUUAUCGUGCGGUUAGUGGUAUUCGAACGAUCGUACAUUUUACGAUUUUUCGGCCGACAUCUGUUGGGAAAUUGAUCGGCCAGGUCAAAAAAUCUUUGUCGGCCCCAGUGCAAUCUCUCUAUGUUUGCAGGGCGAAGCAGGCAGCUCCCCUUUGUUUUCCUGCCAAAUUGGUCUUUUUAGUUGAUGGUAAAUUCGUACGAUCGUUCUGAGAAGAUAUUGGUCUCACGAUCAGGAUCUGAUCUUUUAAAAAUCUCAACAUCUAUGGCCAGCUUUACAUUCCUGUUGGUCCGAAUCGUUUCACCUUUACAUUUAAACUUGUUUAUCAUUGUUAGAUAACCUGCAAUUGUUUGUAUGCUUGGCCUGUGUUAUAACAUCACAAGAAAAUAAAUGUUUUUUGUCUAAA